This is a messenger RNA of Xyrichtys novacula (pearly razorfish), 11647 nucleotides long. The record is from the annotation of a GenBank genome assembly. Lineage: Eukaryota; Metazoa; Chordata; Actinopteri; Labriformes; Labridae.
AUGGAGUGGCUUUGGAUCGCCGUGGCAACUUGUAUGCUCGCGUCCCCCUCUGUCAAAGGUAAGUGCUAGAACAAGCAGGAGGGCAAAGCACAUGUGAGCCUGUGUGCCUGGAUUUAUUGUUACAGCAGCCUCUGAAACUGGGCCUUUUUUUACACAGUCUGUAGGGCCUAUAUGGUUGUAUACUGGGAACAAAUGAGCUGUCAUGGAAGUAAACAUACAACAGGGACCAAAGUUAAUACCAACACAGCUUUCUAAAAGUGACCACAGAGUCUGUUUUUGUGUUGUGAAUGAAAAAAGAUUUUUUUUUAACGGUAGAAUCACUCAAGAAAAUUGUGGUUUUGUGCCUCAUUUCCUUCGAAAACAAUCUUCUUUAAGGCAACGACUGGUGGUGGGAGUAUGAAGAGGGGAUACGACACUACAGCCAGGAGGCCCUCAACAAGGUACUGCAUACACCUGCUUGAAUGGCUGAACGGAAAAAUGUCCCUGAUGGUGGUAGAAAAACGGCUUUUGUCGCCUGAAAACAGCUUAAAUAAGAGCUUUGAUUGGUUUGUUUCUGGUUGUUAACUUGAUCCAUUAUGUAUUUUUUAGUGAACGGGCAGACUGUUACAAUUCAAAAACUAUAAAACUUUAAUAUAGUCUUGUAUUUACUCUCAUAUUUAAAGUGAAAUACUCAACUCUCAGGAAACCAGAAAUCCAUUAUUUCUAAGAUCAGUUGAAAUGUUAUGCUUGAUAUGUAGUUGAGGCUCCCCUAUGACGAAUAUUUGCAUCAAUGUCGUGUGUUCGUGAGUUGGAAAUCACACAUAAAUCAUAUUAAAUCGAAAAUGUCAAAAUCUAUCGCCGUUCUAUACAAAGCCAAAGACUUACUUUCACACAAAGGGUUAGCCGCUUUAUACUAUUCUCUCAUAACUCUGUACAUGACUUACUGCAUUGGGAUGUGGGGAAAUACGUAUUUACAAACGCAAUGUUUUUUUUACAAAAGUGAGCCAAAAAGUGAACAUUACUGUGAAUCAACUCAUCCCCUAUUUAUUUCUGUACAUUUUUUAAAAUUCAAAGACCUAGUAGAUUUCAUCACAAUACAAAUCAUGUACAAAGCCAAAUACCUAGCUUUACCACAACAUGUCCAGAACCAGUUUAAACUGAGGGACUCUAAUUACAACCUAAGAGGCUGUGUGUUAUUUGAGAAAUAUACAGCGCGAACAAAUGUCAGAAAUUUUUGUGCGUCUGUGAAAGGGGUCAAAAUAUGAAAAUUAGAAAAUGCAGUACUCUGAUAAGCUUUAACCCUCCUCCUGUGUUAGGGUCUGCACCGACCCGCUUAAAAGAACCACUUAAAUUUGCUUUUUUUGCAUCAAGACUUUUCGACUUCGUCAGGAACCUCUAUUCCAACAAAAUAAAAACUAAAAAAUUCAGUUGACUAAAUUAUAAAAUGCUUUUAUUAAAAUGAUAGCACUUGUCGUGUUAGGCUCGCUGUUGACCCGGUUAGAUCAAUAUCUAAAAAUCAGAGGAAAAACUGAAAUCAUAAAUUCUCUGUCAGGCACCACACUGACAGUCAGAUCAUCUUCCAAUCGUGAAUUUAGGACAGUUUGCCGUGUUUUUCCUUGCGCAAAAAACAUCAGACAUGUCCAGACAUUUGAGAUCAAUUCAGCGCAGAUGUCUAUAUGAGGGGUAUGCUGAUAAAGAAAGGCCAAGAGGCUCACAAAAAAGCUAUUCUAAGCAAUAUUUUCAUGGAUAAUAAAGCCUAACAAGGUCACCUAGAGAUGAAAACCAAAUUGGAUGAUAAAGAUUUGUUUUUAGUGUAAUUUACAGCAGAUUUAAGACACGGGUCAAAACCGAACCUUAACAUAGUGGGUGCGUAGUGAGAGACUUUAUAAGAACAACGUUAUUUCUCAAUAUUGUAGAGAAAAUUAUGUCUGUUGAUUUAUUGUAAAUUACAAAUGUAAAGCACGCUCAUUACUCUAUUUCAGUGGUUCUGAAGUCCAGUCCUCGAGGCCCCCCCGUCCUGCAUGUUUUGGAUGUUUCCCUGCUCCAACACACCUGAUUCAAAUAAUCAGCUCGUUAUCUAGCUCUGUGAUGGCUUCAUAACGAGCUGAUCAUUAAAAUCAGGUGUGUUGGUUGGUCUUUAUAAGCACUGCUUCUGCCUACACCCUUUCAGUCAUAUUAUAUCGAAAUAAGUCCAAAUCCAGUCUUUGAGGUGAUCGGCCUGUGCCACCGCAGAGGUAUAACUGAGGCCCAGGUUGCUUUGUCUCUCAUCUUUCUCUUGACAAAUACCCCACACAUCCCCAUGACCAGAAAGCUAUUUUGGCAAAACCUCACACCCGCCUCCAAGAGUCUGAUAUUGGGAUGUGACAGGUGUAGUAGCCUCUUUCCUGUGACUCUUGUUGCUCUGAUUCCAGUCUCAGUCCGCUCCUCGUGAAGCUCUCUCAGGUCCUCAAAUCUACAUCUCUUAUUGCUCCUCUCAAGGCCGUGAUCAUCUUUGUUCCUCGAGCACCUUUUUCUCAUGACACAGCACUUUGUGAACAGCCAGCCUUUUCAGCUGUGACCUUCUGUGGCUCACCCUCCUUGUGGAUGUCGUCUAUCACCGUUCUCUCGAUAAUUAUCAAGUCUGCAAAGAUUGUAGACUGAGAAAUACACGGCAUUGAAACAGAUGGGUAAACUGUUUCAUGAUGUUCUCAUCUGUAUCAGCGCCAAAACCUGUUACUAUCUAUAGAGUGGUACCAGCAGCAGACAUCCUGAUUAUGUUCACAACAAGUGGAGAUGAUUCAGAUUAAAGACAAACUCAGAAAGAAGAGGUUGCAAAGAAGGGGAAAAGGUAAAAAUAAAGUCUGUGUCUCCUUUAAACUAGCUUCACAUGUUUACCUCGGCUCUGUCUCUUUUUCUGUCUCAGGAGUUUCCAGAGAAAACUCGACCGGUGAGCUUCAGACAUCCUGCGUUUCAGUGUCCCGACAUGAGUCCGUCUCCGUCUGUCCCCUCCUCAGGUCUGUCCUGAUCCUGAUAGCGUGGAUAAAUCUGAUUAUCUGGUGAAGAGUUCAAACUUAAUUUAACUCUCGUCUCUCUCUCUCUCUUUUUUAACUUUCCUUCACCUCCUGCUCCAGUUGAGUUUGUGAAGGCGGCGGAUAUCAAAGUCAUCGCAGCCUUAGGGGAUUCUCUGACAGUAGGAUUAUUUUUAUUUUUGUUUUUUAUUCAUCCUUUAUCUUGUUCUAACAAGCAAAAACAUGACUUCUUAAUCAGUAAUCCAUCUGAUACUUCAUGUACAGCAUCUCUGUAGAGGUUUCCUUACGCUCAUGGAGUCCUGACCACAUCUUCUCUGGAUGUUUUUUCCCCAUCAGACAGCUAUAGGUGCCAACGCCACUAAUGUGCUCGGAAUCCCAAUCGAGUUUCGCCAUGUGUCGUGGAGGUGACUGAACUCCAAUGUCAAUCAGAGUCCUGCAUUUCCAGCUGAUUAUCCUGUUAAAAAGAGUGUUUAAAGGGAUAUUACGGCGUAAAAUUAUUUUAGGGUCAAACACACUGUAACACCGAGUUAGACACCUUGUCGAGAGAUGAAUGUUGCCAACUGCUUUCUUCUCUAGUUAUACCAACUUUAGUAACAACCGCACGAUAGCAAUACACAGCCGUCUCAAUCAAAACGCCACUCUAUAGCCACAAAUAUUGCUACAAAUAUUGUAGCGAGACCUUGGGCCAGUCCAUUACGGACCGCAGCGGGGUGACACAGCUCAAAGAAGAACAUUUAUGAUCAUCAUCAUCAUCACAUGAUUAUUACUUCAAGGAAAUGAAAUAGAAAUGAUCAUAAAUGUUCUUCCUUAAGCUGUGUCACCCCACAGCAGUCCGUAAUGGACUGGCCCAAGGUCUCGCUACAAAUAACCGGCUGCUGGAACAGAGUAGGUGAGUUGUGUUUAGUCUCUUUGCUAAAGAAAUUAGGCAAAGCUAAAAAGAUGUUUGGUGGCUAGUACUACGGCUGGGACCCUAUCUGUACUGUUGAUGAAGUUAGGUGCUGUUCUGAGGAUUAUUUGUGGCUUAGACCACUGUAUAUUGCUAUCCUGUGGUUGUUACUAAAGUUGGUAUAACCAGAGAAGCAAGCGGUUCCCAACAUUCAUCUCUCUAGGGGUGUCUAGCUUGGUGUUUUGGUGUGUUUGACCCUUAAAUAAUUUUACGCCGUAAUAUCCCUUUAAGGGUGAUUUCUAUUCAUUUCGGAGUAAUUUCAGAUAAACUGAAUUAUCUGUGGUGCUGAUAUCAUCUUUAUAUCUUUGCAGCAUUGGAGGCUACGGCUCAUUUCAAGAAGCCAUUACUUUGGCAAGUAAGAUGUUUUAAUUGAUGAUGAUAACUCAGCUAUCCUUCCUCGUUAUUGUUUUUCAAUAUAAUUAAUAGAAACAUUAUUUAACUGCAGAAAUAACACAUUACGCAACUUUUUUUUUAAUCUCCCUUUGGUGCUUUUUAGACAUCAUCAAGCUGUUCAAUCCUAAAGUCCUCGGUGCUGCUCCGGGAAAGACGGUCCACGGGAUGCAGGCUCAUAUCAGCGAAACGGGCUUCAACCUGGCUGUGACCGGACACAACACUUUGUAAAGACUUAUCAUCAGUGUUAGACUAGCUGUGUCCCAAUUCAGGGGCUGCAUUUGAAGACUGAUAAAGGUUGUUCCAUUUCAGAUCCAAAUUCAGUCGACAAAUGAUUCCUAGAGGCCUGGUUAGACACAGUCAAGCAUUAGUAUGUGGUUUAUAGGAUUGUGAAGUUACUUGACGGGAGCUAUGUUUGCUAUUUAGCCAGCUACCUGUUGCUAGGCGACAAGAACAGUGCUGUUUGACAUAAGUGCAAGGACAGGGGCAGCUGGUGGCGCAAAUUGGAAAUCCUCAGUAGACGGACCAUCUCGUUUUGGUCCAGCCAUCUGUGAGCGCCAUGGAUCCUUAGAGGAAUCCCGCUCCUGAAUUUGGACACAGCUGGUUGUUCAGUCGGCAACAAAAAUAACCAUAACUUUUGAGCCUUAGUUAAACUCUCCUUACAAAUUUUCACGUGUAUCAUUUGCCUUUUGACUCCAUGUCUUGGAUUGAUGUGAAUGUGCUCUGAGAAAGACGCUGUUCUGUCUUUCCAGCAACCUCCCCGGGCAGACGAGAAAUUUGAUUGACACGCUGAGAGGUUAUGAGGUACGGUUUUGUCAUAACAGAGCCUAUCGAGCUGUUUUUUAACCCGAACAAAAGCAAAUGUUUUCCUUCAAUCAAUUUUUAUAGAUCAAAUUCACACUCUGUCUCCCUCUUUUGUGCCUUUCUUUAGGGUCUUAACUUUGAGAAGGACUGGAAGCUUCUGACCAUUCUCAUGGGCAUGAACGAUAUCUGUGAUUACUGCAAGGAUAAGGUCGGUUUUUAUUUAUUUUUUAAGUUUUAUGGCUGCGGUUCGAUAAAAAGACUCUCACAAAAACAUGAAAAAUACUUAAUUAAUAUCUGCAGUCUCCUUGUCCCCUCAGGCUCUUUUCUCAGUGGAUAACUUUAUUCACUACAUGACCGUGUCCUUGGAAAUGCUCAUGAAUGAGGUGACGUGAGAGAAAAUAAGAUGUGUUUGUAUUAAAUGAGAGUUGGUUUGUGGCUAGAAAUCUCGACAGUCUCUGUGUUUCCUUCAUCCUGUGCUGUAGGUUCCUCGAAUGAUCGUUAAUGUCGUCCAGAUUCUGCCCAUGCAGACUUUAAGGGAGGUGCAAAAACCCACCCCUGGGUGUCUACUCCAAAGGUGGGCCACCCUUGAUCUUGUUUAAAGUUUUACAGCCUUUUUUUUUUUACAAUCUACAAAAGCAGAUAAGCCAAUGAUUGACAGGAUUAGUACUUCUAUAAGGUCAUUUUUGGUGCUGUGAGUGUAGAUAUCAGAUGAGCAUUCAGCAAAAACAGCCUGUUUAAGGUUGCUGUCACACUGAGCUGUUAAAGAAGAAAUGUUUCCCUGUUCGUAAAAGUGGGGUAGUCAGGAUCUGAGGAAGUGCCAGUUUUUGGGAGAAAUCUUGAAUGUAAACUCUACCCCUCCCAACUUGUUUUCCCCUCAGCUCCUUCUCUCCCCUCCCUCUUUGCUCCAGCAAGCCCCGCCCACAAACAGACGCUCCUGCUCGCUCGUAUCAUUCCAAUUAAAUCCAGAUAUAAUGCAGAUAAAUACUUCAGAUAAUUACAAAUGGGGCCCAGUCAACGUGAAAGUAAAAAGCAUUGGUGCUACUGUAGAUGCCAACAGACUACCAACAAACACAAUGUUUGCAGGACUUCUACAACUAGGAUAAAGUGACAUAGUCCAGGACCCGAGGUCAACAGUUUAGUGGCGCUACAACAUGCUACAGCAGGUCCGUUUGACAAGAAACACUUCUGUUACAGACACUUGGCUUACUUUGGUAAAGGGGUUUACCUGUCCAGCAGAAAGGUUACAGGGUCUGUAAGGUCCCGAAGCGUCCUCAAUCAUUUAUGCUGAUGUUGACCCGGCUUCUUAGCUCUUGACCGGUCUACCUCCUUUUUAAGCGUACGUUAUUCCGCCAGAGUCUCUGGUAUUUACUUUGUUUUCUUGUUCGUGUUUCUCGUACUUUCUGGUUGGUUUCUACUGUCCCAUACCAUAGCACGCUAACUUUGUUUGGGCGUGUGAAUGUUACUGGAGGACAUGGAGCGUGCCUCACAACAUGAAAGAGCAGUAUCCGCCUCACAACCAAUCAGGUUGGAGAGGUGGAGAACAGCUUUGAUUACAGUCAAAGAGCGGGCCGCUCAAAAACUUUAAAAUGUUGACGACACAGAUAUAACAGAACACAGCGAUAUCGUUAUAUUACCAAAUGUCAUCAAUAACUAAUAGAUAUUAACUGACAUUAAAAGCUUUUUUGUUUAUACACCAUGAAAAAAAUAUGCUUCUUUAACAGAAUCCUGCCUACCCUACCUUUAACUUUGAUUUAAUCUCAGAAAUUUCAAAUAAAGGUGUUGCUCGGUCAGAAGCAAAGUCCCCCAUGCAGAGGUUUCAGGCUUACAGUCUCAUCUGCACCAAGGGGACCAGACCCCCGUCGUUUCCUGUCUUUCUGACUAUUCAGCCAGAAAAAGCCAAAACUAGAGCGAAUUUGGAACAAAGAAAGACCAGAAGAAAAAAUUGUCUCGAAGCCGAUCAUUACAGCUCAGUAUGCAACUCAUGCAAAUGUGAUUUUAAAAUGCAGUGUCUCCCACUAAGUGCAUUUUAUCAUGAGUAUAAAACCAAAGAUGCAAAAAAGUACAUCCAUUUUCAUCAAACUGGACUAAAAGAAAGAAGAACGACAGAAUGUAGAGGAGGGUAUUUUUCAUUCAUAGUGCAUCCUGCGUGGGUUGCAGUAGUAAUCUGUGAGUUUGUGUCUUGGAUGAAAGAUGUGAAGAGCUUCAGCUGUCCUAAUGUGAAAUGAGAAUACCAGCCAGCAAAAUGAUCAGACUGAAUUUUGAUGAGCUAGCUGAGUGUGCGCUGGUAGUGAGGGAGUGGAAAGUAGCAGCAGCAGAGUUCAUUAAAGGGAUGAAGAACACAGUUGGAGCAAAAAUCCUGGAUGAAGGAAGGCUGGUGAUUGAGUUGGUGUUAAAAAAAAAAAAACAGGAGAGGACCCAGAACAGAACCCUGAGGGAUCCCAGAAGUAAGGCCCUGAGGGUUCAGACACAUGUCAUCUCCUAAAGCAAGGAAGAAGGAUUUAGCUGAGUGAUGUACAUAUGCAAAGAGUUAAACAGCCUUUCUAGAUAUUUUAAAGGGAUAUUCCGGUGUAAAAUUAAUUUAGGGUCAAACACACCGUAGCACCGAGUUAGACACCCCCUCAAGAGAUGAAUGUUGCUGACCGCUUGCUUCUCUAGUUAUACCAACUUUUGUAACGACCUCAGAUAGCAAUACAGAGAACCAUGCACUAAACCAAAAAGCCACUCUAUAGCCACAAAUAAUGCUCAGAACAGCACCUAACUUCAUCAACAGUACAUAUAGGGUCCCAGCCAUAGUACUAGACACCAAACAUCUUUUUAACUUUGCCUAAAAUUCUUUAGCAAAGAGACUAGACACAACUCACCUACUCUCUUCCAGCAGCCGCUUGUUUGUAACAAGACCUCGGUUAGUCCAUCACCGGCUGCAGCGGGGUGACACAGCUCAAGGAAGAACAUUUAUGAUCAUUUCUUAAUGGAAAUAUAAUCAGACUGAGACGCUAAGGCAGAAGAACUACUGUGUCCGCAAAAUGAUCGAUAUGGAUAUUAUUACUUAAAGGAAAUGAAAAAGUUAUGAUCAUAAAUGUUCUUCCUUGAGGUGCGUCACCCCACAGCAGUCGAUUGUCACAUCUGAGGUCUCCGUACAAACAAGCGGCUGCUGGAAGAGAGAAGGUGAGUUGUGUGAAACAAGAAAUUAGGCAAAGCUAAAAAGAUGUUUGGUGGCUAGUACUAUGGCUGGGACCCUGCAUGUACUGUUGAUGAAGUUAGGAGUUGUUCUGAGCAUUAUUUGUGGCUAUAGAGUGGCGUUUUGGUUGAGCUCUCUGUAUUGCUAUCGUGCAGUCAUGGUAAAGUUGGAAUAACUAGUGUCUAGUGUCUAACUCGGUGUUACGGUGGUGUUUGACCCUAAAUUAAUUUUACGCCAGAAUAUCCCUUUAAAAGCUAAAAUAUGACCAAAAAUGGCAACAACAGUCCUUAAACUUUUUAUGUUUUGUUUCUGUGAUUCAGAUCUUUCUGCUCGUGCCUGAUUGAACCAGUUGCCAGAUCUCCUGAACUGCAGGAGCUGGUAGAAGUCAAUCUGGAGUUCCAGGUACAGUUUCUGUCUCAAACAUCUACUGUAUUUAAUCAGUAUCACAAAAAAUACUUAAUAUAACAGAUUAAUUCUUGAAGAAAAGACAACUAGUGCAUGGAAACAAAACUAUAUGUUGACUUCUUAUUUGGAAAACUGCAUUUGUGUCGCUUUGAUGUUACGUUUCCACAGAAAAGGCUCGAGGAGCUGCUGAACAGUGAUCGCUUCUUCAGGGACGACUUUGCGGUCAUUCUUCAGCCCUUUCUGAAACACGCUGACCCUCCUCGCCUCCCGGUAAUCUAUCAUCACGCCAAAGGCCAAAACAAUAGGCAGGAGGAGAUGACUCAGUGUGAAACGGCACACAGUCAUGAUGAAAUCAUUAAGAUCCUGAGUGUGACAGAUGCAGCCUUUGUCUUUGUUAACAGGAGGCUGAAAAUGAGAGAGAAGUCAUGUUUCAGAAACGACAGCCUCCGUCAGUAACCCUACACUUGUGUUUGUUUCGUCUCUUGGCAGAGUGGGAAGAUCGAUAUGACCUUCUUCACUCACGACUGCUUCCACUUCACCAUAAAGGGGCACGAGGAGCUGGCUAAAGGGCUGUGGAACAACAUGGUGAGCUACCGCAGGAGGUCAAAGGUCAAUAAUCAGCACAUUGAGACUCAGAAGGGCUUAUUAAGUAUAGAAAUGCUGUGAACUGAAAUAACCCUCUUUGCUGUUUGAAUAAAUUGUUUAAAGGUAUGGUUGACAAUUGGAGAAGCAGUUGAAAAAAACUGAGCCGUUGAGGCAGAUUUGAAAAAAGCAUCCCACCCCCUCACAAAAAACCUCUCCCCUCUGUGCUCCACGAUAAUUCCCCCUUGAACCUGUAUCGCCCUCCCCACAACACAUCCCCUCUGACAGAGCAAGAAGACGGCCAGCAGAAGAUCCUACGCUAGCUUCAAAUGUCGGAUUGCUUGUGACUAGCAGCAGCAAACGCCUGCUCUGCUAGCGAGCAUCGUCUGCAUGUUCUAUUCGAUGUACAGAGCUGACAGCCCGCAUUUGGCUUAAGCGUGUGACGACGUUUCCAGCUUUUCUAGCCAAUCAGAUGUGCAGGAGGCGGGACUUUCCCCUACCAUACGACAAAAAAAAAAUAUCGCCCGAGGAGAGUGGGAGGGGAUAAGUCGGAUCUACCAGAGAGGGGUGUGUUGAAUACAGCGAGGUGAUUGGAUGGAGAGGCGGAGCAGGAGAUUAACCAAUAGGAGCUUUCCGGGACGGACGGCUCCAAUUGGUCAAUUUUUUUUCCAGCCCUACACCUCCUCAGGUGAACAGAAUUUUUCCAUUCGUUUUUCUCUUCACUUUGAGGAGAUCGCACUAAAGGACCAUGAUCACCAUAUAAACGAGGUUCAUAAUAAUUACCAAUCUCUCCACUUGUCAACCAUACCUUUAAUAUCAUAACAAUUAGUCAUAUUUUUCUGUAAAACAAAAAAAAGUCUUGGUUAUGUCUUUAUUUUAUCAUUACCGUAUGACUGUAGGCUAAACAUUUUGCUCCAGCAUCCCAGAAUCACUCCCUUCACCUCUCCUCAUCCCCAAACACCAAAAUAGAGACGGGCUUGGGUUCACCCCCUGCUGGAUGAGGCUGAAAGCUCUAUGUGUCCUUUUUCAAGAGUGAAGAGAGGAGAGGGAGAGAAAGAAAGCAGGUUAAAUGUUUGUGAAGAGGUGUUAAAAAUAGGACAUAGACGGCAUAGCCAUGAUGAGAAGCCUAAAGCCUGUUGGGGCAAAGGUGAGGUUGUAAAUAUGUACCUGCUUUCUGUUAUGGAUGUCCAUUGUUAGCUGUAGUAUGUUGUUUACAGUACUCUGCGUCUUCAUACUAUCUUUAAAAAGAGAGAGUCAUGUCUAUCAUGUGUUUGCUGUCUUACUGGGUAAAACUGAUGAAUCUGACCACCAGAUAUCACUUCAUGUUGCCAUUUUUAUUCACUGUAUCUUUAAAAAACUGAACUUGACUCUGACAACAGAAUGUUCUCUCCUCACAGUUUCAGCCCGAGGGAGGAAAGAUGAUUGUGAGCAGUUUCUCUGACCCCAUCAGUCUCAUCUGUCCUCCUAUGGUGGGUCAGUGUUGUUAUAACACCACAAGGGAGCACAAUCUUUUUUUUGAACACUGUUUUUAAGCUUCAAAAGUUGCUGUUUUUCUGAUCUGAGAGUUUUAAAAACAAAACCAACUGGGGAAAUCGAGACAGAAAUGUCUCAUUUUCUGAAUUUUGUUGUGUUCUUUUUGCAGUCAGUUCAACUAAGAGUGGGAAAAACGGAUCAUUUAAGCUUCCAAUUCAAAUCAUCUUGCAGUUGUUAGAAAUUUUAUUCGAUUUAAAAGCCAUCUGGUUUAUUACAUUUGAGUCUUAAGCAGAGACAAUUUUGAAAUCUGUCUCUGUGCAUGUAAGGAAACUUGGACCUCUGAGACUCAAAAGUUUAUUUACAUAUUUCACAGCUCAUUUGUGUCUAUGAAUUAAUAGUUGUGUCUGUCUCUUUUCUUUUUAACUAUAAAAUUCAGUUUUUUGGUGUGUGUGUGUGUGUGUGUGUGAAACAGUUGUUCCAAAUACUUCAACACUAACUUUUCAGAGCAGUCCCAGUUUCCGUCCCCGGCAUCUGCUUUACCAUGAAAAAAUCAUUUCAGUGAGACUGAAAGAAAAUAAUGAAUUAACUAGAAGCGAAUUAAUUAUGUAUUGUGGCCCAAUUCAAAGUCUGCAAGUUGAUUCGAAUGCAGUUAAUAAAUGAAUGAAGAAACAUAUGUUAAUUUUGCAAAAGCACAAGUAUGUUUUGAGACUAAUAUAACUCUUCAUUGUCUGUCCUCGUCUGCAGGAACACCCGUACAUCUUCACCAGACCGAUAGCAGCCAGCUCAGGCCAGUCUCACCGUCAGUCUGCCGCCUGGUCUCAGGCCUUCAUCUUCAUGCUGCUCGCACUCCAUGUGGUUUUGGCAUGUCACGGACUUAUGUAG